Molecule: messenger RNA, 231 nt
Organism: Morchella importuna
Lineage: Eukaryota; Fungi; Ascomycota; Pezizomycetes; Pezizales; Morchellaceae
Exons: 2
Coding region: 1-231 (76 amino acids)
Source: RefSeq, a predicted model, not a curated record
AUGUCAACCCCCUACUUCUGGAACCAGCCGCUGCGCUACAUGCGCUACGCCUCGCACACCAGCCCCGCCCUCUUCUGGUCCGUCAUCCUUGGCGCCGCGGGCCCCGUCGUGUUCCUUGCGAGUAUCCCGUUGAAGCGCAAGUUGGGCAUUGCGGAUAAGGAGAUGGUGCCGCAGACGUAUCCUAUUCCGAAUCGCGCUAGAAAGAUACCGGCGGGCUUUGAUGAUGAGUAG